Messenger RNA from Camellia sinensis, 332 nucleotides. Its product is annotated as cycloartenol-C-24-methyltransferase-like. Gene Ontology annotation, molecular function: sterol 24-C-methyltransferase activity. Gene Ontology annotation, cellular component: endoplasmic reticulum. NCBI's taxonomy places the organism in Eukaryota, Viridiplantae, Streptophyta, Magnoliopsida, Ericales, Theaceae. Gene Ontology annotation, biological process: sterol biosynthetic process. The record is from RefSeq and is a predicted model, not a curated record.
UUGGAAACUUAACUUUUUUUUGUUAAUUUUGUCCAUUUUUUCAAGUUAUAGCACUGAUAUUGAUGACCUUGUGUAGUGAUACAUACGUUACAGGGAUAAACAACAAUGAGUAUCAAAUAACAAGAGGAACAGAACUGAACCGCAUUGCAGGAGUGGACAACAACUGCAGCUAUGUGAAGGCUGACUUCAUGAAUAUGCCAUUUUCUGACAACAGUUUUGAUGCAAUAAUUGCAAUAGAAGCUACCUGUCAUGCACCAGAUGUGGUGGAUUGCUACAAAGAGAUUUUCAGAGUGUUGAAGCCUAGCCAAUGUUUUGCUGCUUAUGAGUGGUGA